Messenger RNA from Batrachochytrium dendrobatidis JAM81, 564 nucleotides. RefSeq lists its product as uncharacterized. NCBI's taxonomy places the organism in Eukaryota, Fungi, Chytridiomycota, Chytridiomycetes, Rhizophydiales. Bases 1 to 564 code for a protein of 187 amino acids. The transcript has a single exon. The record is from RefSeq and is a predicted model, not a curated record.
AUGAAGUUCAUUGACAUUUUAUUCGUACUGAGCGCGGCGGCAACCGCUAAUGCAAUACUGGUUUCAGAUAACGGCAAUGGUUCAGUCCAGGCAUCAAGUACUUCUAGUCAAGUGUCUAGCCCAACCAAUGGGCUUGAUUCAAGUGCUCCCAAACGAGGUCGGAAACAAUCAAUGAAUCAACCCGGUCCAAGCACUUCCAGUCAAGAUCAGCAACAACCAGUGAGCCAAGGCGAGUCGAGUAAUACUGUUCCAAAUCAAGUGACUGGAUUAAGCAAAAAAAAACAGAAAGUCCUUAAUCGUAUGAAGAAAAAACUUGAGUUGCUUGAAAAAAUGGAAAGGAGCAUGACCCAAAACUAUUAUGAUUAUGUAUCUAUUGGAUUAAAAAAGAAGAGAAGGUUAAGACAAGGCAAAGAUGUAACAACUUUUAAACACAGCCUAGAAGUUGAAAAGCAAUUCAAAACAAGGACUGAAGAAUUAGGAGAUGAAGUAGACAAGAUCAAAGAAAAGCUAAAAAAGUUUAUGACAAAGCAUGGUUUGGAAUUUCAAGAGUCGAAUUUGGACUGA